AUGGGCCCGACAGGCCUGGCGCUCCCAGGGGGGCCAUCAGGGGUGGUGGACACCCAGGAACCCUCUAGGUGCCGUGAGCGCCCCAGGGUGCCCCCAGUGGCAGCGGUGCCCCGGGGUGCUCACAACAUCAGCAGCAUCCUCAGGCGCAUUCUCAGGAGCAACGGGACCCCAGUGACCCUGACUGGAGCAGCUGAUCCCGCAGGGGACCAACCCAGGAACAAGCAGCCCCAGAGACCAUCCAGAGACGGUUCAAGGGGCAGUGGCGCACCAAGGAACUCUCAGGGUCGGUGGCGCGCCCAGGAGUCCCUCCCAGGGGCGGUGGUGCACCUGGGAUCCCCUCUCAUUGCAAGUAGUGCUCAGGGACCAUUCAGGGGAAACAAGAGCCUCAGGGACCAUCACAGAGACCCUCCCAGGAAGGCGGCACCUCAAGGACACUCCAGGGCAUCCACACCACCAGAGACCUUUCGAGGACGUUGGGUGCCCCAGAACCAUUUUAGAAAUUUCUACAGGCCUUGCAUCCCCAGGGGCCAUCCAGGAGUGGUGGACACCCCAGGAACCCUCCUAGGUGCGGCGCCCCCAGGUUGCCCCCAGUGGCGACCUGUGCCCCAGGGGGCCCUACUUAACAUGUAUCCUCAGGCAUUCUCAGGGCAAUGGGACCCCAGUGACCUGACUGGAGCAGCCCAGUUCCACGGGGACCAACCCAGAGGCAGCACCCGGCCACAGGACCAUCCAGAGACAGUUCAGGGGCGGUGGCGCGCCAGGAACUCUCAGGGUCGGGGGGGGCGCGCCCAGGAGUCCCUCCAGGGUGGUGGUGCACCUGGGGUCCCUCUCAUUGGAAGAGUAGUGCUCCCAGGGACCAUUCCAGGAAACAGAGCCUCCAGGGACCAUCACAGAGACUGCCUCCCAGGAGGCGGCACCUCAAAGGACACUCCCAGGGGCAUCCGCACCACCAGGGGCCUUUCGGGGACGCCUAGCUAUCCCAGGGGCCAUCCAGGAGUGGUGGACACCCCAAGGAACCCUCACAGGUGCCGCGACGCCCCCAGGGUGCCCCCGGUGGCAGCGGUGCCCCGGGGCCUUUCGCAGCAUCCGCAGCUGACGGCAUCCCUCCAGGCGCAUUCUCAGGAACGCGGGACCCCAGAAACAGAGCCCCUCCAGGGACCAUCACAGAAACCCUCCAGGGAAGGCACCUCAAAGGACACUCCAGGGGCAUCCACACCACCAGAGACACCGGGGAUGUUGGUGCCCCCAGAGACCUUUUAG
Messenger RNA from Homarus americanus (American lobster), 1260 nucleotides. RefSeq names its product collagen alpha-1(V) chain-like. The transcript is spliced from 4 exons. NCBI's taxonomy places the organism in Eukaryota, Metazoa, Arthropoda, Malacostraca, Decapoda, Nephropidae. The record is from RefSeq and is a predicted model, not a curated record. The coding region runs from base 1 to 1260 and encodes 419 amino acids.